Molecule: messenger RNA, 2632 nt
Organism: Dermacentor silvarum
Lineage: Eukaryota; Metazoa; Arthropoda; Arachnida; Ixodida; Ixodidae
Product: WASH complex subunit 1
Exons: 6
Coding region: 261-1637 (458 amino acids)
Biological process (GO): retrograde transport, endosome to Golgi; exocytosis; endocytic recycling
Cellular component (GO): WASH complex; recycling endosome; early endosome
Molecular function (GO): actin binding; gamma-tubulin binding; alpha-tubulin binding
Source: RefSeq, a predicted model, not a curated record
GAGGUUUGGGAGGUUCGUGGUGCGUGCUCAGAGGAGGACGAUCAUCAUGUGAUUGCCUGGCUUUGCGUGCUUGAAACUAGCUCGGUAGUGUGGUGUAGUGGGUGUAGUCGGCUGCUGAUAGGUGUGUGCAGUUUACAUGCAGAGCCUUAAAAUAUCAGCUGCUCUUUUUGGAACCGUGGGGCUGCGUUUAUUCGUACAUCAGCAGUGUUUCCGUUGGCUGACCCAAGAGUUUCGGCUGUCGUCCCGGCGUGUUUCACAGCAUGAAGUUUCAGCCUUACGAAGCACGUUUAAUACCGUCGGACCUUCGUCACGAUGAGUGCAUUCUACAAGUGGCGGACAGUCUCGAUCACCUCAGCAGAGUCGCCAACACAAUUCUGGACGGUUUGCAGGAACGAUUGAAUGAAUACAAGGGCCGCCUCCAGAACAUUCAGAAUCGUGCAGACUUGGCAAGAGCCAAAAUUUCGGUCAUACGUGGCAGCAGCAAAGCCACAAAGGUUUUCUCCAGUUACAAGUAUCCUGCAAAUGAUCCAGAACCUGCCCAAGAGCUGCUAGCUUCUUUACCAGCUGUGCCACUCCAGCCAACUCACUUGCGAGUGCGAAGUCAACACUUGGCCCCCGAUGAGCGACUUCUCAAGGAGAAAUUGCAGUUCUUCAACGUCCGUCCACCUGCCAAGGCUAACUCGACUGCCACGAAGCCUGCCUGGCAGGAUGAGGAAGGCCUUGGCAGGUUGCCAGAAAGCACAGAGAGCAUUGGGAGCUUGCUUUUGUUCAACACUGGAGAAAACCCGUACACAAGGUAUGUACAGCAAGACCCCUUGGGUGGAGCUAAGCGAACAGCAGCUCGGACUGAAGAGGCACCCACAGGGCCAGGGCUCCUUGGGGCAGCUCCAGCUUCCAUGAGUGGCACAGGACAACGUGGGGCACCGCAGGAGGGCUUCCUGUACAGCCCAGGCAUGGGCCAGGUACCACAAAUGGAUGCACCAGCUGCCCUUCCUCAUUUGCCAGGCAUAGCUGAUGACCUGUCCUAUUCGGAAGACUUGGGGCCGUCUAUUGCACCAUCGUGGCUUCCAGAACUGCCUGAAGUGCCGGCUGAUAGCUUCGUGGAUGUUCCACCGCCCCUCCCUGAAGUGGAUGCCACUGGCCUACCUCCCCUGGGUACCACUUCUGAGCCAGUGGUGGAGUGUCCACCUCCCCUGGAGCCAGAUGAAGUGCCAGAGGUGCAAUCCGAGGAGGCUGUGCCCAGUCAAGAUACCGCGAGUGUGCUAGAAUCAAGUACCAGGUCAAGCAAUGCAGAACCACGUGCAGAGUUGUCGGUGCCCGUGACCGAAGAUGGCAGUGCCCGCGCCAGCCUGCUGGAGUCCAUUCGACAGGCCGGCGGCAAGGCAGGCCUCAAGAGUGUGCGUCGUCCACAGCAGCAGCGCAAGCAGGUGGCGCCACCUGGUGGGGAUCUCAUGUCAGACCUGAAGAGCAAGCUGCAGCUGCGGCGCAGAGGUAUCUCGGGUGAGACAGAUCAUACAAGCAGGCCCACAGCUGAAGUCACAUCACCUUUGGACAGAGUGCUUGAGAUGAUCCCACCUCCGAAGGUGGAGUCUGAAGAAGCCAGCACCACCGACACAGAGUGGAAUGACUCUGACUAAACAACACUCCUGCUUCCACCACACCUGCAUAUUUUGCAUUACUUGUCUGGAGGCAUUCCAAAGUAGCACACCAACCUUUUAUUUCUUUCCUCUCCUUUUUGUAUUGAGCUUAACAAAUGAAUUUGCAUUGAUUGGUACUGUUUUAUUCAAGUUAUUUACGGUAGUCUACAGUAAUCACCUGGAAGGAUCCGAAACUGCUGCUGCUAUUGAGAGCGGAUUUAAAUGGGUGCAGUUUUUACUCUGGCAAAGCUGCUGGAAGAUGUCAUCCCGUAGAAAGGCUACUAUACUGAAGGUUAAUGCAUAAAGCUUAGCCUUGUUGGUUGCUUUAGUUGUGCGGCCUAAUUAUAGUGCUAAAGAUCAAACAUAUCUAUUUCAUAUUGUAUUCCGUUUUUAGCACUAUAAGCAUGCCUUACAGCUAAGCUGGAGGAACUGCUUGCAUGUGUUUGGCUCGUGCAAUUAAUUAGCGAAAUUGCCGAUUCAGGAGCUCACAACUAGGAUUGUCUGCCAGAGUUUGCUAUAGCCACAUGGAACUUAUCAAAACUGAUUAUGCUGAUAAGUGUAAACUUGAGUUGCUGUUUGUGCUUUAUACAAGUAAGCUGCUGGCUUAUACUCGGCUAUAGAAGCCAGUUCUCUCGCUGCUGUUACAGCACUGAAAAAUGUUAGGUUCAGUUAGAGUACAGAGAACCACCUGGUGCAAUUCUUUUCUUCUAGAGACAUGACUUUCACUACAGUAAUUCUUUGUAGUUUGAAUUGGCUUGACCCUAUUUUGCUGCCAUAAUAAACUAAACAUCGAGUGCGUGAGGAAAAAGCAAGCAAGGCUCAUAUACUUUUCUAUAAUUUCUGAUGGAAAUUAGAAGUGCCUAGUGCAUCAAAACCAAAGCUGCCUUUCGCAUACAGCCUGGUUUGGUCACUUUUCCUGUCGGAAUUUUGUUAUGUCUGCUGUUUCACGUGCAUUUCAUACUGUCAUUUGACUGAAUUAAACUGCAGUCCUUACA